This is a messenger RNA of Chanos chanos (milkfish), 1653 nucleotides long. It is a transcript of the gene tbx4, whose product is annotated as T-box transcription factor 4. Lineage: Eukaryota; Metazoa; Chordata; Actinopteri; Gonorynchiformes; Chanidae. The coding region runs from base 1 to 1653 and encodes 550 amino acids. Gene Ontology annotation, biological process: cell fate specification; positive regulation of DNA-templated transcription; angiogenesis. The record is from RefSeq and is a predicted model, not a curated record. Gene Ontology annotation, cellular component: nucleus; chromatin. The transcript is spliced from 8 exons. Gene Ontology annotation, molecular function: DNA-binding transcription factor activity, RNA polymerase II-specific; RNA polymerase II cis-regulatory region sequence-specific DNA binding.
AUGCUUCAGGAGAAGACCUCAGUGGUCACUGACGAAGGCGUGACUGUGACCCAGUCUGGGCCUCCGGACCACGCUACUGACUCUGCACAUCUGACACUGCCUACAACUCCCAGCAUUACCCACAACAAUGAACCUGACCAGAGCAUAGAGAACAUUAAAGUGGUGCUACAUGAACGGGAGCUGUGGAAGAAGUUCCAUGAAGCAGGAACAGAGAUGAUCAUCACCAAAGCAGGCAGGAGGAUGUUCCCAAGCUACAAGGUCAAAGUCACGGGGAUGAAUCCAAAAACAAAGUACAUCCUUUUGACAGACAUAGUUCCAGCUGAUGACCAUCGCUACAAGUUCUGCGACAACAAGUGGAUGGUGGCAGGAAAAGCUGAGCCGGCAAUGCCUGGGCGGCUCUACGUGCAUCCAGAUUCGCCUGCCACCGGGGCACACUGGAUGAGGCAGCUGGUAUCCUUCCAAAAGCUGAAGCUCACCAACAACCACCUGGACCCAUUUGGACACAUCAUCCUGAAUUCUAUGCACAAAUACCAACCUAGGUUGCACAUAGUGAAGGCAGAUGAGAACAACGCCUUUGGGUCCAAGAACACUGCCUACUGCACUCACGUCUUCCAUGAGACUGCCUUCAUCUCUGUGACAUCUUAUCAGAAUCAUAAGAUCACUCAGCUGAAGAUCGAGAACAAUCCCUUUGCCAAAGGUUUUCGUGGAAGUGAUGAGGGAGACCUGCGUGUGUCCAGACUCCAAGGGAAGGAUUACCCGGUGAUAUCCAAAAACAUGGUACGACAACGUCUGAUCUCUUCACACAAUCACCUGACAGGGAAGCUCAGUUCUGGGGUGCUAAGCGGGCAUCCACAGGUCCUCUCCCAUUACCAGUAUGAAAGCAGUGUCCCCUUGUCCAAUGUCGAUCCUCAGGAGCCGCUUCCAAACCCCUUCCCUUCCAGCCGAGACUCAAGUCUGAUCUACCACUGCUUCAAGCACAGAGAUAACAGCAGGCAUUUGGAACUGGGAUGUAAGCGACCCUACAUUGACACAGUGCCCUCCACCAUGUCAGAGGAGCACUAUUUCCGCACGGCUCCCUCCUAUGAGCCGCCUUUACUGUCUCAUCCAUACCGCGGUGAGAUGAUUGGCUCCAGAGAUGCCUGCAUGUAUGGAGGUAUGGAUGGCGAGGCUGGGGCAGGUGGGGCAGCAGGCUCUGAAGACAUGCCUCCCCACUCUCUGAACUGCAAUAUGUGGGCCUCGGUGCAGCCGUAUCCGCGGUACGGGAUGCAGACUGUGGAAGCCAUGCCUUACCAGCCCUUCACCGCUCACUUCACCAGCACGGCUACGGCCACCUCCGUGGUGCCCCAUCACUCUCCGUCCAUGCAGCGCGUGCAGCACGGCCCUCCAGACCUGCCGGUAUUCAACACGGCCACCGCACAGAGGGCUCUGCCCCCUGCGCCGUCUUCGACGCCUUCCUCUUCUUCCCCAUCUGGCCACAACACGCAGGACAGGUCUGCCGAGCCUCCCCUGUACCACAGGAAACCUGGGUCGCCUUUGCGGCCUCAUCGGGAUUACCCGGCCUUUCAAGCACAGAGCCUCACGUCGGCACGAGAGCCAAACUAUCAGUAUCAGAUGGGCCUUGGUAGUGUGGGGACACACUGGACUGACAGUUAG